UGGCAUCCAGUGUGGGGGGUUGUAGAUUGAAUUCUCCCUCGCGAGACCCGCAGAGCAGUGCCAUUUGGAACGCGACCCUGCCCCUCCCGGCUCCUGGAGCGUGACGCCCCUCCUCCUUACCCCGAGGCCUGUGGCGACUGGGUCCGUUGGGGCAGAACCAUGGAGGAAAAGCCUUUCGACGCGUCUUUGGGCAGCCCUGGCUCAAAGAUAUCGAGCCCAGACACUGAGGUCCGGAAUCUGUGGACCGAGGCCACGCUGUCGCAGUCGAAGCUGAAUGUGCCCAAUGCCUGCGAGGACACCGACCUGGAGGGCAGCAGCGUAAGCAGCAAGACUCCCCACCAGCGGUACAACGGGAAGGCCGGCCACGACUUGAACAGUGGUUCGUUAGCAUGGGAUGACGGAGAUGACCAGGACAAUUUCAAGCAGGAGGAGUUGGACGAUCACGAUCACUCCUUGUUGGAGCUGGAGCUACGUCAGGGAAGCUCCCAGGGAAGCCAUUUAGAGGAGCGGGACGUCGAUUCCAAGACCGAGAGUGAAAUAUCUUCCUCAGAGUCAUUGCUCAACAUCUCGAACUACGCAGCCCAUGAAGCCUACUGGGUGGAGCAGCAGAACAGGCUGCCCCUGCCUCUGAUGGAACUCAUGGAGAAUGAAGUUCUGGAAAUCCUCACCGAGGCCCUCCAGAGCUACCGGUCAGCUAUAGGCUGGGACCACUUCCUGACCAAGCAGCUGCGGGAAUCCGUCAAGGGGCUCAAGAGGCGCCAGAGCAAGAGGCUGCACCUCUAGGCGUCCUGAGAGCACCGCCUCGGGCUCGAGUGACAGCCCGACUCCAGCCCCGGGUCCUUGUCUCGUCCCCAGACCCAAACCUGACCCAGUCCACGUGGAAUUUGAGUCCUAAAGAAAUAAAAGACUCUGUGCACAGUC
Messenger RNA from Suricata suricatta (meerkat), 921 nucleotides. It is a transcript of the gene CATSPERZ, whose product is annotated as catsper channel auxiliary subunit zeta. The transcript is spliced from 5 exons. NCBI's taxonomy places the organism in Eukaryota, Metazoa, Chordata, Mammalia, Carnivora, Herpestidae. Gene Ontology annotation, cellular component: CatSper complex; sperm principal piece. Gene Ontology annotation, biological process: sperm capacitation; flagellated sperm motility. Bases 160 to 783 code for a protein of 207 amino acids. The record is from RefSeq and is a predicted model, not a curated record.